Molecule: messenger RNA, 2015 nt
Organism: Centruroides sculpturatus (bark scorpion)
Lineage: Eukaryota; Metazoa; Arthropoda; Arachnida; Scorpiones; Buthidae
Product: zinc finger protein 62-like
Exons: 5
Coding region: 114-2015 (633 amino acids)
Biological process (GO): regulation of transcription by RNA polymerase II
Molecular function (GO): RNA polymerase II cis-regulatory region sequence-specific DNA binding; DNA-binding transcription factor activity
Source: RefSeq, a predicted model, not a curated record
UUACUCGUCUUUCUUUGUUACUUGCUGUAAAUUUCGAAUGAACAUUUAUCAAUUAAUUAAUUCUUUAAUUGAAUACAGAUUGUUGACAUACGAGAAUAUCGCAAAUCGAGAAAAUGAAGAUAAAACAAGAGUUAGAAAUGAAACAUUCGGACUGUACGACUGAACACAACGAAGAAAAAUUUGAAGUUGAUUUAAAGAAUUUCAAGAAAGAAUUUAGUACUGAUGUGAAGUGUUAUAAAACAAUUAAAUCGGAACCUUUAGAGAUAAAUAUUAAAAGAGAACCAAUUUCCACACACAACACAAACGGAUCUUCUAUUUGGAGUCAUUCUGGUUAUAAAAUCGAAAGAGAUAUCAAGACAGAAGAAGUAGAAAAGAAUUAUGAUGUAAAACAUGGUAUAAAAUCAGAAUGUAAAGUUGUUUUGAAAAAAUUGAAGAUUGAAGUAAAGACUGAAGAUUGUAAAGAAGUUGUUUAUCUUCCAGAUAAUAAUGAACAGCUAAUGCCAGUCAACAAUGAAUUCUUCACUCCGGACGAAAAUUUCAACAACAAUGAAAUGAACAUCCAAAUUAAGGAGGAAGAGCAGAUUCAAGAAUACGAUAUUCCACACAACUCCGAAAGAGAAAAACGUUUUAAAUAUAAUAUUAAAAGAAACAAAUACGUUCCUUCCAGUAGGAAAUGCAAUAAAAUUCAUGAUAAGAUUAAAAUGAAAUACUUCAAGGUUAUGUUUGCAUCUCAUUCUAAACAAGAAUUUACGUGUGAUUUAUGUAAAAAGACUUUUACAAAUAAGAGAAUAUUAGAAACACAUCUGCUCUGCCAUAUUAGAAAGAAACCAUUUUGCUGCACAACCUGCAAUAAGAAGUUUUUGUGGCAAUUUCUUUUGCGAAGACACAUGAAAAAACACAAAAUUGGAAAUAAAAACGAAAUCUCUCAUAGGAAUUUACGUUUGCAGCCAUCUGAAGAUCGAGUGAAGUCAUCUCUAAGAAAUGAUAAAAAAUCUAAUAUCCAGCGGGAAAACGUGUACUGCGACAUUUGUGGUAAGCACGUUCCAUAUGGUAAGGGCCGUUUAGAAAUACACAAGAGAACACACAGAACUCAUGCCUGCGAAAUAUGUGGAAAAGAAUUUAAGCGUAAAGGUAUUUUGUUACGUCAUAAACCAAUGCAUAGUACAGACCGUCCUUUUAAAUGUCAUAUUUGCGAUAAGAGUUUUAAAUCGAUAUACCAAGCGAAAGACCAUCAAAAAAUUCAUAGUGAAGAACGACCUUUCAAAUGCGAUAUUUGUAAUAAGGGUUAUAAAUGGAAAGGACAACUAAAAGAACAUUACGAAACUCAUAAUGAUGAACGUAAUUAUUCUUGUCAAGUAUGUAACAAACGUUUUAAAACAAAAAACACUUUAACAUGUCAUAAAUUAGUUCAUAAUAAUCAAUUUAACCAUACUUGUGAUGUAUGCAACAAAUGUUUUAAAUCAAAAUCUAAUUUGCGACGGCAUAAACUUGUUCAUAGUAAAAAAUAUAUCAAACGAGAAAAUGUGUAUUGCGACAUCUGUGGUAAGCGCGUUCCAUACGGUAAGGGCAGUUUAGAAAGACACAAGAGAAUACACAAAGUACAUGCCUGCGAGAUAUGUGGAAAAGAAUUCAAGUUGAAAAAGUUGUUGUUAUUUCAUAAACCAACGCAUAGUGAAGAACGACCUUUUAAAUGCGAUAUUUGUAAUAAGGGUUUUAAGUGGAGAGGCUUAUUAAAAAGGCAUCAAAAAGCUCACAGUGAGGACCGUCCUUUCAAAUGCGAUAUUUGUAAUAAGGGUUAUAAAUUUAAAGUGCAACUAAAACUCCAUCGCGAAACUCAUACUGAUGAACGUAACUAUACUUGCCAGGUAUGUAACAAAAGUUUUAAAACAAAACAGUAUUUGGCAGGACAUAAAAUAGUUCAUAAUGAUAAAUUUAACCAUACUUGUCACAUAUGUAACAAAAGUUUUAAACGAAGAAGUCAUUUAAAACAGCAUAUUAAUGUACACACUGAUUAA